Molecule: messenger RNA, 1377 nt
Organism: Eremothecium sinecaudum
Lineage: Eukaryota; Fungi; Ascomycota; Saccharomycetes; Saccharomycetales; Saccharomycetaceae
Gene: RAD18
Product: E3 ubiquitin-protein ligase RAD18
Exons: 1
Coding region: 1-1377 (458 amino acids)
Biological process (GO): protein monoubiquitination; DNA damage tolerance
Cellular component (GO): nucleus; Rad6-Rad18 complex
Molecular function (GO): single-stranded DNA binding; ubiquitin protein ligase activity
Source: RefSeq, a predicted model, not a curated record
AUGUCAUCUAGUGGUGGUAUCAUUUCCACCGAAAUAUCGGACCCAACAGAGUUUUUAAACACUUCAAUACCGGCUUUAGCUGAUUUAGACAGCUUACUGCGAUGUUAUAUUUGUAAAGAUUUUUUGAAAUCACCAGUAUUAGGUCAAUGUGGUCAUACCUUUUGCUCAUUAUGCAUUCGUGAGUAUCUAAAUAAAGAGAGCAGGUGUCCCUUAUGCCUGUCAGAAUUAAGGCAAACUAUGCUGCAGAAGGAAUUUGUUCUUGGAGAAAUGGUAGCUUGUUUUAAUGGUUUGAGGAAACGGUUACUGGAUGAACUAAGUUCAGAUUCACGAGCUGAUAGCCAACCAAAAAGGGCAGUUAAAGGGUGUAAAAACGAUGAGAAUUCAUUUGAUGAUGACCUUCAAAUACUGUCUGCUACAGAAUAUUCGUCAGGAUUUAAGAGACCAAGUCCAGGUAAUAAUGAUGGUAAAGGUGCAGCAAAGAUUCAAAAGGUUAAAGCAAAUAGUAUAAAGUCAUUGCUGAGCAGAAGACGAGAAAAAGAGGAAAAAGUGGUUUGCCCCGUAUGCAGUAAGUAUUAUGAAAAGGAUUUCCUAGAGCGUACGCAUCUCGACGAGUGCCUGAGUAUGGGAGCUUUGCAUAGCGAUGAGGAGGUUGUAAGUUCAGAGAAUUCUGAUUUCAACGACAAUAAUACUGAAAAGAAAAAGGAACCCAUUAUUAUAGAAGAACAGGAUCACAUUAUAGCGGCGGAAAAGAACACUUCGCCUGAGUUGCAGUUAAGCGAUGUGAGCCAGUAUACGAAAAGGUACCUGGAGUCUGGGAUGCGGCAGAAAAAUUCAAGACUUCCUAAGUUGCAUUACUCAUCUUUAUCUACAGCUCAGCUGAAGCAAACGUUGUCAGAGCUUCAUUUGCCAGUGACAGGAUCAAGACAACAGAUGAUCAAUAGAUACAAUCAUUAUGAAAUUUUAUGGAAUAGUAAUUUCCUUGACUCCAUAAAACCGGUAGAUGAGCAUGAACUAAGAAAGAAUUUGGCAACAUGGGAAUUAUCACACAAUGGUGAUACUUCGGCUCCCAAUGUAGGCGGUAUUACCAACAUGUUGCGCGGCAAAUCUAACAAUAGCACUACCGCAGCCCUCAUGAAGAACUUUAAAACGGACUUAUUUGAUCGCGUUGCAUGGAGGGAAUUAUACAGGAAUGAAUUUAAGAAACUCAUACGAGAAGCGAGAAGAGGACUUAAAAAAUCCACGGAUACUCAAUCAAAUGGUUCAAGGGAAACGCCAUUGACUCUUCAAGAUCAUAAUGCAAUCUCCGAAGUAGCAAAUAAUGGUAAACUACCUGAAGAAAGUUUGAAUGAAAAACAGGAUACAGAUGUAACACCAUGA